Cuscuta europaea is the source of this 1379-nucleotide messenger RNA. The record is from the annotation of a GenBank genome assembly. NCBI's taxonomy places the organism in Eukaryota, Viridiplantae, Streptophyta, Magnoliopsida, Solanales, Convolvulaceae.
CCCAAAGACCAAAGUGUAUUUGGAAGUCAAUGGGAGAUUUAAAGCAAUUGGAUAAAAAGGGCCUCACGUGGUCAAGAUAAUCAGGCUAGGAUAGUGUAGUGCAUUGGAAUUUUAAACAAUUUGUGGUCAUUUCACAUCUGUCGUCUAUGUCAUCUGAAAAGUGAAGAAAUACAGAGUAAUAGGGAAGCUCGAGAUUUAGGUUCAGCUCUAUACCCUCCCUGAACUCCUCUCACGAGUCUUGAGAGCGAGAGAUGAGAUUGUCAAGUGGGAAAGGAGGGCUAGAAGCUGUGGUGCAAGGCAGCAGGCGAGCUGCCCGAGUGGGAGUCGUGGACUGUGGGCAACGUCGCCGAUGCGGUCAACAGUUCAGCUGGGCCAUCAGGGAGAGUAGCCGGCCUGUCAGCCAACGGAGGCGGCGGAAGUCACGAUUCGACACAAUUGACGGUGGAAAGCAAGGGACGACUGACAAGGCGAGUGACAGACUGAUGGCGUCUUUGCGGCUUGCGGACUUCACAAAAAAGAAGGCGAUAACGUUCAUCUUUGAUUGGAGCUUCUGGCAUCAGCGUACAAGUGAGUGAGAAAUUCUGCAGGGCAAGAGUUUUACAUUUGACUAUACCUCUUUAUUUGAAACUGAAUAUAUUUUUAUUUUUGCUUUAAAGGCUUUUCUAUGCGCAACAAUAAGCGUUGGAUCAGCAGCACUAAGAGUAUUAUAUUUCAACUUCUUGGUGUGAUUUAUCAUAAAAUCUGUGAUUUUUAUUUAUGUUCUGAAAAUAAAGAUUGAGGUUGUUCUUUUCUUUCCUUUUAUUUUAUUUUAUGUUCUUUCUUUGAUGAAUGUUAUAUUUCUAUCAUGAAGAUGGAUGUCAUGAAGUUGCAGCAGGAUGAAAAAGAAAAUUCAUCAAGAUUGCUAGCUCAAGAGAUCUACAAAUGUUGAACCCAUCAAGUAUGCCAUUUCCUACAAGGUUGCAAGUCGACUGCCAUCUACGCCAUUGUGUUAGCCAUCAGUGAAAAUUAUCUGAACUCUAACAGUGUAACAAACGAUGAUGACGAUUAACAUAAAAGCAGAGCUAAUCAACCAUCAGAGAACAACAAGAAACUUACCACAACAUAACUGAAUCUAGAGCUCUGUUAAUGUUUCGAGACUGUACUGAGGAAGGGCUGGAAGAGGUCCAUUCUCUUGAGUGUUUGGUUUUCCAUUAUAGAAAAAAGCAAAAAAUAUACUCUAGAUAGCCAACUACUCCAUAUUUUUAUGUCUUUGGCAACUGAAGUGGACAUCGCUGAUUUCAUAUGGAAUCGGUCGGUGUAUCAAAAGUUAUGUGUUUGAUGAAAAAGUUGACUGAUAAGUGUGAUAAAUCGAAAAACAUGUUUAUCAAACGGGCCCCUUC